Molecule: messenger RNA, 840 nt
Organism: Toxotes jaculatrix (banded archerfish)
Lineage: Eukaryota; Metazoa; Chordata; Actinopteri; Toxotidae
Product: microsomal glutathione S-transferase 1-like
Exons: 4
Coding region: 171-626 (151 amino acids)
Cellular component (GO): mitochondrion; membrane
Molecular function (GO): glutathione transferase activity
Source: RefSeq, a predicted model, not a curated record
GUUGUGUUUAGACACGACUUGCUUUGACACCCAGGGGUGCAGUUACAAACUGAAACUGGUUUGCUCAGUCAGACGGGCUGGGUCUGUUUUGUUUUCACGCUAUCUUACAGACUGACAGUAGCCUACUCUCCACUCUAUGGUAUAAGCCACAGCUCUGGAAAUCAGCAGAGAUGGAAAAGCUGAUGGAAAAUGAGGUAUUCAUGGCUUUCGCCACCUAUGCUGCCAUCGUCAUCAUCAAGCUGUUGCUGAUGGGGCCUCUGACUGGAUACUACCGCGUCACCAGAGGGGCCUUCUCUAAUGAGGAAGAUGUGGGCAGAAAGUCUGAAGAGGAGAAGAAGAAGCUGCUGAAAAUCCAUCCAGAUGUAGAGCGUGUUCGGAGGUGUCACCAGAACGACCUGGAGAACAUAAUUCCCUUCGUGGUGAUCGGCCUUCUCUACGCUCUGACCGGACCCGAGCUCUCAACCGCCUUGCUUCACUUCCGCCUCUUUGCCGGGUCUCGGAUCUUCCACACCGUCGCCUACAUCGGCGCUCUGCCUCAGCCCAGCAGGGGUCUGUCCUGGAUACUGGGCAUGCUGGUCACCUUCUCCAUGGCUUACAGGGUGCUCAGCACAGCUCUCUUCCUUUAGAGACGACACUGGAGCAGUAGACCCUGCUGACCUCUUCUAAACACACUUACAUUCCUUCAUGAAAUCUGAAAUUUCUUUGCUUCCUUUUUUUUUUUUUUUGCUACAGCUUUCUGAGCUUGAUUAUUAAACAUUCUGUUGUUCACUCUUUGCAUGGCCUUUGACUUGCUGUGGAACUAUGAAUGGAAACUAUAUUUUUAAUAAACAUUUCCAUCAA